Molecule: messenger RNA, 4428 nt
Organism: Bombus terrestris (buff-tailed bumblebee)
Lineage: Eukaryota; Metazoa; Arthropoda; Insecta; Hymenoptera; Apidae
Gene: Oseg4
Product: WD repeat-containing protein 35
Exons: 3
Coding region: 192-3746 (1184 amino acids)
Biological process (GO): intraciliary retrograde transport; protein localization to cilium; non-motile cilium assembly
Cellular component (GO): intraciliary transport particle A; non-motile cilium
Molecular function (GO): protein binding
Source: RefSeq, a predicted model, not a curated record
GUAACCUUUCCUUCAAACUGGUGCUCAAUCGAAUCACAAAAGCUAUAAAAAAUGCAUAUAGUUAAAUAAAGGCAAUAAACGUUGUUUACCUUUGCUCCGUUUUUUAAUUACGAAUGCUAUCAACAUUGCAUAAUAAUAAGCUGAUUCAGUAAAGAAUACAAAAUAAUUGAUGUUUAUUAAAUAUUUACGAAAUGUUUGUAUACUUGAGUAAAAAAAUAGCAAUACCAAACAAUUUUCGUCUGAAUUGUAUAGCAUGGAACCAAAGGGAAGGUUAUAUAGCUGUUGGCGGAGAGGAUGGUCUUUUGAAAGUACUUAGAGUAGAUUCCAAUGUAAGUGGUUCUACCAGUGGUGGGAGGUCUAGAAACUUAACUGCUGCAAGUAAUUUAAGUAUGAAUCAAACUUUAGAAGGUCAUAAUGGUCAUGUGCAAGUAGUUACUUGGAACGAACAACAUCAGAAAUUAACUUCAAGUGAUCAGAAUGGUGUAAUUAUAGUUUGGAUGUUGUACAAGGGCUCUUGGUACGAUGAAAUGAUAAAUAACUGCAAUAAAUCAAUAGUUAAAGGGAUGGCAUGGAGUUUAGAUGGUUUAAAAAUUUGCAUAGUUUAUGAAGAUGGAGCAGUUAUUGUAGGUUCAGUUGAUGGAAAUAGAAUCUGGGGCAAGGAAUUAAAAAAUACAGCUCUUGCAGCUGUACAAUGGUCUCCAGAUGGGAAACUAUUAUUGUUUGGCAUAAAAAAUGGGGAAGUUCAUCUCUUUGAUAAUCAAGGCGUAUUUUUAACAAAGUUAAAUAUGAUACCACUUAAUGGUGGUCAAGUUCAAACAAUAGUUUCAUUACAAUGGUAUGAUGGAAGGAAUGGUUAUAUUGGCAUAGAUUGUCCAACUUUAGCUGUUUGCUACAGGAAUGGUAAAAUACAGCUCAUGAAAGACACUAAUGACGAUAAUCCAAUUGUAAUAGAAACUGGUAUGACAGCGGCAUGGUGUUGUUGGAAUAGUUAUGGGUCUAUAUUAGCUGUAACUGGGAUGUUACCAUUAUUGGGUAACGGAGAAACAAAGGACACUAAUGUCAUUCAGUUUUAUACUCCUUUUGGUAAACAUAUGAGGACCCUAAAAAUACCUGGUAGAGAAGUCACCUGUUGUGCAUGGGAAGGAGGAUCACUCAGAGUAGCUCUAUCUGUUGAUUCUCAUAUCUAUUUUGCAAAUAUUCGUUUAGAUUAUAAAUGGACUUACUUCAGUAAUACAGUUGUGUAUACAAAUGAGAAGAUUACCAAAGAUGGUAUUUGCAUUAUAUUUUGGAAUACAACGAAUAAUACAUAUUGUACUAAAAAUGUAAGAGCAUUGAUCUCCAUAGCUUCACAUGGAGAUCAUUGUGUUUUGGCAAUAAAAAAUGACCUAGCUCAAGGAUCAGAGCAAUUUGCACUCUUAGUAUGCAAUACAAUUGCUACUCCAAUAGAUACUAAGUUUAUAGACUUAGAGCCAUUAUGGGUGACCAUGACAAAUAGUGUAAUUGUUGCAGCAUCCAAGAACAAUUUCUUGGUUUGGAGUUAUCGCACUCCUCGUAGUUCCAUGUUGCAUGCAGGACGAAUUAGAAGAGAUAAAAUUUACCAUAUUGACGAAACUCCGACCGGGGUGACGGAAGUUAUUCAAGAUUUAGACAAAGACAGAUCCUUUGAGGCACCUAUUAAUACUAAAGCUACUAUGGACCCGAUUUGUUGUUUGUGCGCAACUGAUAAGAUUCUAUUGAUAGGUAGAGAGUCGGGAAUGAUUCAAAGAUAUUCUUUAUCUCAGAUAACUCUUACUAAUAGAUAUAAUACAAAUUGUAAGCUUUAUAAGAUUGCAAUCAACUGUGAUUCAUCUCGGGCGUCUAUUAUGGACACGAGUGGCGUUCUAACUAUGUUAGAUUUGGAGACUGAUCUCAAGAAAAAUACUUUGAAGGAUGGAGAAUCAGAGGGCGAAAUAAAUAAGUUCGAAAGAAAGGAUGUGUGGGCCAUGUGCUGGGCACAAGACAAUCCCGCUUUAUUAGCAAUUAUAGAAAAAACCAGAAUGUACGUUUUAAGAGAAUUCGAUCCCGAAGAACCGAUAUCCUGUUCUGGAUAUAUCUGUUCAUUUCAAGAUUUAGAAAUACGUUGCGUUUUAUUGGAUGAUCUCAUGCAGAAACCAGAAGAUACAAGAAAUGACUUAAUAGUGGAUUUAGAAGUGAAAUCACUGAGGGAUACCAGGGAAUUAUUGACGAAAGUAGGUUUGAAAGAAGCAAACAAUUUCAUUCAGGACAAUCCACAUCCACGAUUAUGGCGUUUAUUAGCAGAAUCAGCUUUACAGAAACUAGAUUUGGAGACUGCAGAAAAUGCAAUGGUUCGUUGCACAGAUUACUUAGGUAUACAAUUUAUCAAACGUUUACAGAACGUGCACAACGAUCAUCUGAAGAAAGCCGAGGUGGCUGCGUUUCUUGGCAACUAUGACGAAGCUGAAAAAUUAUAUUUAAAUAUGGACAGAAGGGAUCUUGCUAUUUCGUUACGUCAAAAAUUAGGAGAUUAUUUUCGGGUGGUACAGCUAAUGAAAAUGGGUAUUGGCGGGUCUGAUAAGCAAAUGGAGUACGCGUACAAUAAAAUUGGCGAAUAUUAUGCUGAAAGACAGAAUUGGGAAGGUGCAAAAGAAUAUUAUGGAAAGAGCAGGAAUCUGGAGAAACUUAUAGAAUGCUAUUAUAAAUUAGAAGAUUUUGUUCAAUUGGCAGGGACAGUGCAACAGUUACCAGAUAAAAGUCCACUUUUGAAAAUGGUAGCAAGAAUGCUAGGUUCCGUGGGUAUGUGUUCUCAAGCAGUAGCAGCAUAUAUAAAAUAUGGAGAUGUGAAACUGGCCGUAGAUACGUGCGUUCGUUUGAAUCACUGGGACCAAGCAGUCGAAUUAGCAAAGACUUAUAAAAUGGCCCAGAUAAGCGAAUUAUUGAACAAGUAUGCCAAUCAUCUUCUGUCCAAUGGAAAGAGACUACAGGCUAUAGAAUUAUACAAGAAGGCAAAUCACAAUUUGGAAGCAGCAAAGUUGCUGUUUCAAUUAGCAGAAGAGCAAGCAAAGACUAGGACGAAUCCGCUACGCGUAAAGAAAAUUUAUGUUCUAGCAGCUCUGUUGGUCGAAGAUCAUAUCAAUGCCGCGCCAGCUGCUAAGGGCGGCCGUAGCAACGUUGUGAUGGGUUUAACAGAAAACAACGAAGACACUCGGGUGAUAGAGAACGCCUGGAAAGGGGCAGAGGCUUAUCAUUUUCUCUUAUUAGCCAAUAGGCAGAUAUAUUCAGGGAAUUUUGAUGCAGCCAUGAAAACAGCUCUGAGAUUGAGAGAAUACGAAGAUAUCUUGCAACCAGAAGAUAUUUACUGCUUGCUUGCUCUAUCAAGCGCAGUCAAUCACGCUUUUGCAGUCUGUUCCAAGGCGUUCAUUAAAUUAGAAUCUCUAGAGAUUAUUUCAGAGGCGGUCAGAGAAGAAUAUGAGGAUUUGGCUGUGGACAUCUUCACCAAGCACAGUCCUCAAGAUGUUCGUAAUUCUAAGGCAGAAUGUACAAAUUGCGAGAGUCUGGUACCCGACUGGUGUGUCGCCUGUCCUAACUGUAUGACCAGGUUCCCUCCUUGUAUUAUCUCUGGCAAACCGUUGAUGGAUCUGAGCAAUGCGUGGAUCUGCACCGUUUGCAGACACCACGUGGCUACAGAACGAGAUGUAGUUAAUAUUAAUGCUUGCCCUUUGUGCCACAGCACGGUUACAUAUAUGUAAUUGAUGUGUUUGAGUAUGUAUUGGUCAUGCAUUAUCAGACAAAUAUGUUAUGCUUGAGCUAUAACAGACAUGCCGGCGAGCUUUAAGCUUGCCAUUGAAAGAGCAUGUUUCAUUUUUAUAGUAGUAUGCACCAGUUAGAAUGUGCACUGCUUAAAAGUAUUAAUCCGUGUUGCGAUUUAGAUAAUGUGUUGAGUAUCUGAUUGAUUUAUUGAAUCAAUAAGAUCAAUCCGUAAUUUUCUGACUAUUUAGAAUUUAUAAUUUAGAAACGUGUGAUAAUGUGAUUAGUCAAAUUUUCAAUGUUACUUAUCACCGAGUGAUUAUAUGGUUAUUUUAUUUUUAAAAAUAUUAUUAGGGACACGUGAAUUAAUAACAAUUUUCGUAGUUGAAAAAUGAAUAAUUUCUGAUCUCAUUUAUAAGUCUGGCGUCAUAUUCUUGUGUAGUAUUUUGUUAUCUUUUUCAACUUAAAUUAUGAAGCUUCUCCGUUUUAAAUAUCUUUUUAUAUUCUACGUAUUUAAGACAGUGUACUUAUAUAAUUUAAUUGCAUAGUGAUAACUUUUAAUGCAAAUUCCGUCCAGUAACUGAAAUAUUAAUACCGUGCAUUAUAUAUGUAUAAAUACAUAUGCUAUAUAUUUAUUAAUUUUUAUAUUAUCAUAAUCGUCUACAUUAAACGUAUUUUAGACUA